Messenger RNA from Mugil cephalus (flathead mullet), 7437 nucleotides. It is a transcript of the gene lrriq1, whose product is annotated as leucine-rich repeats and IQ motif containing 1. The record is from RefSeq and is a predicted model, not a curated record. Gene Ontology annotation, molecular function: protein binding. NCBI's taxonomy places the organism in Eukaryota, Metazoa, Chordata, Actinopteri, Mugiliformes, Mugilidae. The transcript is spliced from 26 exons.
CUAAAGUACCUCCGAGGCACAAGGACCUUUCUGACUGAAGCUAGCAAGUGUCAAAUUAGCUUACGUGCACAAAAACUUAUUUUGAAGAAAAAAAAAAAAACGAAAAAAACAAAACGAAAACAGCAAGUAUAUUUUGCGGUAUUUACGAUAACUUCCCGACUAUGUUAUAAUAGGGCGUUAACGGACCAACGAGUCACUGCCGUCUGGAAACCAUGACGGAUGCUAACGAGGUGUGUGAAUCACUCAGCUCAGACCAGGACGAACUAGUCGGCUCUGAUACUGACGAUACUAAAGAAGAACACGAAGGGUUUUCAUGUCACGAAGAGCCGGCCUCAGGUGAUAUUCCUUCAUCUCUACUGAGCUACUUUGAAAGCUCAAAGAGCAGAGCAGCAGCUUGUGAAAAGUUCAUUCUCGAGGACCUUGGAGACAUCACUGCAUCCUGUCUCACUGAAGACGGGACGCCUAUUGAGCUAAAUAAGGAAAUGAUGAAAGUAAAUGAGCAGGUCUUUCAUUUAACUGAAAAUGUGAAUGACACGACUGACCACCACCUUCUCUAUGACCCAGGAGAGAUGCAAACACUUUAUGCUCACAAUGGGUCAAUGAGUCCCAACAACGGAGGUGACGAUGAAACUGAUGAAUAUAUUGAGGAUCAGAAUUAUUUGACAUUGAAAAUCAAUGAAUUUGAUGUAGAGGAGAAAAAGGAGCAAAGAAGACAAAGGGAAGUAGACUUCCAGGAGGAGCUGAGGAAGAUAAUGGAGGCAGAGAAGCUUCAACAGAUGGAACUUGAACUGAUGGCAAAGGGAGCGCAGGAAAAACUUGAAGAGGAGUUUCUGGCUCAACAGGAACUGAUUAGUAAUUUAAAAAAACGGGUGGAUAAAGAGAGGAGCAUGAUUGAAGAGGAGCAAAAGAAGAGAAAAGAAGAAUGAGAGGUAAGGAGGGAGAAGGACAAGGAAGAAAAGAGGAAGAGAGAAGAGGAAGAAAAAAGGAAAAUGAAAGAAAAAGAAGAAAAAAGGAAGAAUGAAGAGGAGGAUAAGAGGAAAAGGCAAGAAGAGAGAAAGCAAAUAGAUGAAGAAGAAAAGAGAAAAAUGGAAGAAAUGAGACUUAAAGAAGAAGACGGAAGAAAUAAAGAAGAGGAGCAGAUGAAAAAGAAGGGGGAAGAGGAAAAGAGAAAAAGGGAAGAGGAAGAACACAAAUUAGAGGAAGAGAAGAAGAAGGAAAAUGAAGAGAGGAAAGGGAAAGAAAUACAAAUGAGGGAAGAGGAGGAGAGAAGAAAUGAGGAAAUAAAAGAAAAACAAAAAGACAAAGAUGAGAAAAAAUUGAUAGAAGAGACUGGAAAAGAGCUGAUGGAGGAUGAAAAAGGAGGAAGUAAGGAGAAAGAAGAAAGAAAAAAGAAGGAUGAGGAGGAGGUGAGAAUAACUAAGGAGCCGGAUGUGAUGAUGAAGCAGGAGGAGAAGGGGAAGAAGGUUGAAGAGAGAAAAAGUGAAGAGGAAAGAGGAACAUCGCAUGCUGAGAAUAAGAUGACGCACGACCAGAUGAGGAGAAUAGAAGGGGUAGGUGAAGAAAAAAGAAUGGACACGGAGGAAAGACAUAGUGUGGAAAAUAAAUAUAUGACAGGGGAGGAAGAGGAGAAGAAAACUAAAGUGGAUGAGCUUGAAAAGAAGGGAGAAGUGGAGAGGAAAAGGAGGGAUAAGGAAGAGUUGAGAGUUACGAAGGAGCUUGAGGUGAGGACAAAACAGGAGAUGGUGAAAAAAGAGGUGGAGGGAAGAAGUGAAGAAGACGGUAGAAAGACAGAAGUUGAAAAUAAAAUGCUGCAUGAACCGGUAAGGAGGGAGGAAGAGGGAGGUGAAGAAAAGGGAAUGGUUGAGGAGAAAAGACAUGGUAUGGAAAAUGUAUAUAUGAGAGAGAAGGAAGAGCAGAAGAAGACAAAAGAGGAAGAGCAGACUGAAGAGUUGGAGAAAGAAAUUAAGAGACGGAAAGAAGAGGAAUGCAGGAACAGAGAAGAAGAAAUAAAACUACAAAUGCAGGAGAAUGAAGCAGAUAACAAAGUAACUGAAGAUGAGAGAAACAGAAAAGAUCAGGAGAGGCAGGAAGAAACAAAGAUAGAAAAGGAGGACGGGACAAGAAGUGUAAAAGCAGAAAACAUAGAAACAGGAGAACGAAGAUUUAAAGAAAGCGACAUUAGUAAGCAUGACACAGAGAAAAAGGAUAAUACGAGCAGUACUGGACGCCCCCUCAAGUCUACGCUGACAUCCUCAGGCCCUGCUCCUUCACACAGUGACUCUGCAGACUGUCCCAGCAACUCUGAAACUUUACAACAACACGACCAGACCAUCAGCCAGACCCCCACGUAUAAAACUACAGACCAACCACCAGCACUGUCCCCCUCCACUUCCUGCUCUUCAGCUGCGUGUCUUUCAGAUCACACAGAGCAGAAGAGGUUGGCGUGGAUGAAGGACUGCGUCCCCUGGUCCAAACUCUCCCUCCAGAACAGGAGGAAGCAGAGAGCAUGUGUCCAGAGUCGGAGAGGGCCGAGGAGGGUGGCCGAGGCCAGCAGUCUGCCCCCUCUCUGCACACACACCCUGCUGCAGUCCACAGGCUGCACAUGUCUGCAAGAGUUAACCACAGUGACCUUGGAGGACUUGCCUGGCUGCAGCCUGUCCACUCUUGCCCAGUGCCCUCAGCUUCGGUCCCUCACUCUCAGACGCUGUGGCCUCCGAUCCUUAGAAGGCAUCGGCCAGCUACGAGAGCUCCGCUACAUUGAUCUGCGGGAAAAUGAGAUCUCAUACGUGGAAUGUGAAAACAUGACCGGUCUACGAGUUCUUCGACUUGCCCACAACAAAUUAACGUCCAUUCAUGGUUUAAGCGGCGCUGAUAAUUUGGACGUCUUAGACCUCUCACACAACUCCAUCACCCGCAUCGCUGGUCUGGAGUCCGUGCGGAGACUGCAGAGGUUGUCACUGCACCACAACCAGCUGAUCAGCACCAAAGGGCUGAGAGACGUGUACACACUCCUUGACCUGGACUGCUCACACAACCACCUGGCGAGAGUGGAGGGUCUGGAGAACAGCGCGCUGCUCCACACACUGGAUCUGAGAGCCAACAGCCUUUCUGAGCCCCCAAGUCUGAACAACCAGGUCCUCCUCAGAGAGCUGCAUCUGGACGACAACAGCAUCUCGUCCCUUCAGGACCUCUCUGCCUGCUGGCUUCCCCUCUUACAACAUCUCUCUGCAGCCCAAAACAGAAUUACCCAGCUGCCCUCCAUGUCUGAUUUUGUUUCCCUUGAAAAUCUGGAUCUUAGGUUCAACUGCCUGUCAGAGGUUCGGAAUGUGUGUGACAAUCUGGAAGGUUGUCAGUUCCUGCAAGAAGUUCAGGUCACUGGGAAUCCUCUUCGGCAGGAGCAUGGCUGGAGAGCCACACUACAGAAAGCAUUGCCUGGCCUGAGCGCCAGUGAUAGGCAGCAGACAGACUCGUUUCUCUCGCCCCCUGCUGUUCAACAGGUCGCCCUGGCCUCAGGCAGCUUCCUAACACUCUGUCAGGCUCAGCUUCAGCACACUCGUGAUUUACAGCAGCAUCACAGCAGGGAGCUCAGCAGUGCUUCAUCUUCCUUGGAUGCUGUAAUGAGGCAUUUCACUCUGACUCUGAAGCUGGCCGAGGAGCAGAGAUUUGCCCAUGAAUAUGGUGACAACACUGUGUGUGAUGAGCACUGGGCUACUGUCCAAACACAGACCGAAACACUGGAGGUGGACACCAUCGUUGCUGAUUACCCAAAAAUACCACCAGCCAUUCUAAGCAGGAACAAGUUGAGACGCAGCUACUGGACUUUUGAGGAGACGCCGGCUGCAGAGAGUUGCCUUGACGCUUUUGAUGGUGUUAAAACGGGUCCGGAGCCAUCAGUUAGCAAACUGAACUCUGGCAGUGUCCUCUCCUUCGCAACAAAAGGAAAAACAACCUCCUUUAAUCCAGAAAAAGAACCUGUGUCCAACCAACAAGACUUGCACCUCAAAAACACGGCAGCAGUCGUGAUUCAGCAGCACUGGAGGAAAUGCAAACAGAAAUUUGGGAACAUUCAUGGCCCCCCCGUUGCAGAAAAGGGAGGAGAAAGAGGAGGAGGUGGGACACCAGAGCGGGGACCCUCCUUUAUUAACCAGAGCGCUGUUGGCCGAGACUACGCAGCGACUGUCAUCCAGGCACAUUGGAGGGGCUUCAGUCUGAGGAGGAGGCUUGCAUCUGCUCUUGCUGCUGUCACAUGGCCCGAUGCUGGCCAGGAUGACACCUUUGAGGAGGUGAACGUGGAUGAAUUUAUCUUCGAUGAGGCAGUUCUGGAAAAAGGCUGGACAUUUUCUGAGAACUCACCUCCCAGACACCCUGCGCCUCAGCAGCCACCGUCUCUGAAGCCUCCUGGACCCUGUCUUGAUCCCUCCCAGUACAUACUCCCCCCGCUGCUUGCAUGGAGCCCGAUGCAGGCGUGGGUGGCUGGGGAGCAUGUGGACUCUGCUGCACAAAGAACUUCACCAGAGAGUUCCAACAGAAGCAAGUCUCCUGCUUCCACCUCAGUGCCGGGUGGCCUCUCUGAAAGAUCAGAAAAGAUUCUGGAAGAAUGGGGCUUCACUGACAGCCACACAGCUCUUCUGAUGCUGAAGAGAGCUCAGAAGAUGAAGCCAAAGAAAGAGCAGAAGAAACACAGGGAUCCCUCCAUCCGUCUUGCCUUAUUCAGAAACAAGCAGUUACAGCAGAGUCCGGUGGAGGCACGAAACAGGCCUGCACGACAGAUGAGAAAUUAUGUAAAAGUUGGUGAGGCCGGGCUGGGCCUUCGGCGGGGAGAGGAGACGGAGCAGGCUCAGCACUGGCUGCACACGCAGGCUGCUCAGUCUGACAGGCACUCACAGAGCGAGCGUUUCUUACCGGAGAUCAACGCAUCCAUUCUGAAUGGAGGCAGAGUGCAGCUUGUGGCUGACCCAGCAUACGCAGAUCAUCUACAUCAUGCCAGUGGAUCGUUGGCCAACUGCAGUUUAGCUGCCCAGUCUUACAAAGUGAACAGUUAUACUCGCGGAAACUCCUCGGGUCACGCAAGAAAAGAAGUUCCGUCUCCCAAGCGAGUCACGUCUGCUCCGGUUAAAAAGGAGCGCAUCUCCUUCCGAGACAACCCGGUCCAGCAGAGCGGCGGCUGGGGAGGAGGCAAGAAGAGGGACAGGCUGUAUAAGUGAAACUCAAAUUCCUCCACAGCGAGGCCUUUUCCCCUGCUCUGAUUCCACACUGUUGUAGGCACUGACACAUCUCCCUCCAUCCCUCCCUAAGUACAGCAAAACGUAUGAACGCUAGCUUAUGGUCAUGAUAUCUUUGCCGUGAUUUGAAUGUGUUCUCUGGUAAAACGGAACAAAUUUGACAUCUCAAUAUGUUAAACUUUAGGAGUUCAGCCACUGAAGUGUCAAAGUGUCAGGAAAAAGCAGCCCGUUUUAUUUAUUAUCCUCUUUUAUCACCUGCUCUGAAUUCUCCUGCAGCUGUUCUUUUUAAACCCAGCUGAAAACACAGGCUCCCUCUUCUGAAAAUUAAUUAAGACCAAUAGGACCUUGUCCAGCCCAAAUAUCUCCAGGCGGUUCCAUUAUGUCCAUUCUGCUCAAGUAUCAGUGCCUGAACUCGAUCGCGGGCAGCCAGCACCGAAGCGCAUGAAAUAAAGUCACAAACCUUGAGCAAAUGACACGCUCCAUAUGCAAAUGAUGACAGGAAAUCAGAACCAGGACCUUUAGUACCUGCGGAUGCAUGUUUCUUUGGAUGCUGGAAUGCUGUUUCCAUGCUGAUUUAUAAAUACAGUUCGCAACCAUGGGAAGAAACUUGCCUUUUCCUCUUCUUUCACGCUCUAUUAGGAGUUUAACUUUAAUAAAGCCCAGAAAUGUAUGUGCAGUUUCGCUAUUCUGCGAGUAUAUUUAGCUCUUGCCCUCGGAAUUACCGCUUUUAUGAGCUGAGCACAAACAUUGGUGUUAGAAUUAGAGCCCUGCUUUCUUUAUUUUUAGUCGUGGAUCAUAAUGGCCCUGUCUGUGUAUUUGAAUUUGGAGAAGGCAAGACGUCCGUCCACAAACACUGCCGUACCGGAGGCGGCAGACCUCAGGCUCGGAGGUUCCUCGCUGGUCCGCCGCCUGAAAACGAUAAGUUAAUGAAUGUCAAAACAAAUAGUGAAAGCUGCAGAGUGGCUCCCUGGCAGGAAAUGCAUGUCUGUCUAUUUUUUUUUCGAUCUUCCCCUUACACAUGCCUGGAGGCGUUGUUUUGAUUGUACACGGGCUGAUGGGGAUUUUCGUCUUGGACAGUGGAGAAUGUCAGAGUUGUGCUGAUCCUGCCCACUUGGGGCUUGUUGUGAAAGCCAAGAGCGCUGUCCUUCUUUCAGAGAGAGACUGAUUCUUCAAUAACACUGUGAUUAUACCAGACCGGUCCAAUGUUUAUUGGACACAGGCCAUUACUGGCCUUUACUGGGAAGUAACAGGUGACACAAAAAUAGUGCGUAAUAACAAAACUCGCCACGACUUCGAAAUUGCCGAGGCUUCAAGGGUUCCCGUCCGCAACUGCUCCUGACGUUAUAUUGAUAAGCCAACAUCCACCUCUCUUUAGUAGACGUGUUUACUUUUAGAUUAAGGGUAAAUUAUAUGUAACCUAAGACAUCCAAGUCCUGCAGCCUGGUGAAAUGAGCGCUGCGCCACACAUUUAGAUAAGAUGAAGAAUGUUCCUCUCAGCUCGAGCCGCCCUGCCAACCUGACCUCAAGUCAGCGAAUGCUGUCAAAUGUCGUCUGUCAGAGAGAGGGUUUGUAUCCAGGUCUAUCAGGUGCAGUAAAAAACAAAAAACACACGUUUCCAUUAUGCGAAUUAUGUUCCAUUACGAACCACUAACUUGUGUCACUCUUGCAUUGUCUUUGUUGUCUAUAUUGCACCUUGUACGGGUCUAAUAUUUCAUUAAAAAGUUUUGUAAUUCAUUUGCAACAGUGUCCAGUGGCAGCAUGACUUUUACAAACAUGUGGAUGGUAUGGUCAGCGUGCAAGAGUUUCUCCAGGCCACACUAAUGCAAAAAAAAUAAAAUAAAGUAAAAAUAACAUAAGGCAGUGAAAGGCCUACAGCAGAGCAUCAAAUGGUUAUAUUUGACAUCCAAGUGAACGGUAAAUCGUAAAAAGACUAAUAAAGUGAUUUGAAUAGGAGGUAAAUCUUUUACACAGAAAAUUAUAUAGCUAUUUAAUUGGUAGAGGAGUCAGUUUUUUCUUAUUUAUUUCUGCCUCGUGACACAGUUAGCUCCUUUAGCCAAAAUAAAGAAAAAGGAAAUAGAUGGAAACUCUGAGGAAUGUGCAGACUCUCCUGGAAAGGUGAAGCCAACUUUGAACGAAGCUGGAGACAAAGUCACACAAGCAGAAACUAUUCUCCUGUGCUAAUUUACUCACACAAAGACAAACUGAAAGCUCAUUA